Drepanopeziza brunnea f. sp. 'multigermtubi' MB_m1 is the source of this 1857-nucleotide messenger RNA. RefSeq lists its product as uncharacterized. Gene Ontology annotation, biological process: cell wall organization. Gene Ontology annotation, cellular component: extracellular region; fungal-type cell wall; cell surface. Gene Ontology annotation, molecular function: glucan endo-1,3-beta-D-glucosidase activity. NCBI's taxonomy places the organism in Eukaryota, Fungi, Ascomycota, Leotiomycetes, Helotiales, Drepanopezizaceae. The record is from RefSeq and is a predicted model, not a curated record.
AUGAAGGCUGGAGCACUCGCUGUCGCUGCGGCUUUGGCUAUCGGUGCCUCCGCUGGCAAACGAAUUGCCGCGCGUCGCUAUGCGCACGCUGAAUUCCAUGAGAGAGCAGUCUACCCGACCGCUGCCUCACUCUCUCCAACCGCCCCGGCUGCUGAGGAGACGUGCGGAUGCACUACCAUCUACUCGACCUUCACGGGAGAGGGUGUCCUCUACUUUCCUCCAGCCCCCACCAUCUACGCUAUCAAUUCGACGUCGAGCGUAGCUCCUUCUCCACAUCCGGCCACCGCUACCCUCCCAAACAAUUCAAAGGUCCAUGUUUCGACGGAGUAUCCUUCUCCAGUCGUCCCAACCCCUAUGGCGACGAUAUGCCCCACCCCAGGUGUUUACACUAUUCCAGCUACGACCGUCACUCUGAAUGAGUCGACGACUGUCUGCGACGCUACCUCGACUCGUAUCCCAGCCGGCAACCAUACUGCUGGGGGUGUUACUACGAUUGUCAAGACUAAUACAACUGUCGUCUGUCCAUAUGCGACAGUUGAAACUAAUUCCGGCGGUGUUGUUACGAGCACCAUUUCGACUACCACUUACGUCUGCCCAAGCGCUGGAACUUAUACCAUUGCCCCCUUCACUACUUCAGUUCCAACCCCGAUUGUCUGGGUUUACCCGACUCCAGCUGUAUACAAUCCAGGAACCUAUGUACAGUCAGAGGUAGUAACUACUAUCACGGAGACUAAUGUUGUUGUAUUUUGCCCGUACACCUCCUCCGAGGCUCCGGUCCCAGUCCCGACCUACGUUGCGCCCCCAGUUAUCAUCAAGCCCUCAACUCCCGAGGCUCCGGUCCCAGUCCCGACCUACGUUGCGCCCCCAGUUAUCGUCAAGCCCUCAACUCCCGAGGCUCCGGUCCCAGUCUACACCUACGUUGCGCCCCCAGUUAUUGUCAAGCCCUCAACCUCCGAGGCUCCAGUCCCAGUCUCGACCUACGUUGCGCCUCCAGUUGUCAAGCCAACCCCCAGCUCUUCUCCUGCCAAGAGCACCCCUACUGCCUCUCCGAACCCUGGCGGACUCGGAACCUCUGGAAACCAAUGGGCCAUGACCUAUUCGCCAUACCAGAACAACGGAGAGUGCAAGAAUGCCGCCUCCGUCUCCAGUGAUAUCGCUACCAUUGCCAAGGCUGGUUUCACCACCGUUCGUGUCUACAGCUCUGACUGCUCCGGUCUUGAGAACAUCGGAGCCGCUUGCGAGGCCAACGGAAUCAAAAUGAUCCUUGGAAUCUUUAUCAGUAGCACCGGAAUCUCGGGAGCCGCCGAGCAACUCACCGACAUUGUCAGCUGGGGUAAGUGGAAUCUUGUUGAGCUUAUCGUCGUUGGUAACGAAGCCAUCUUCAACGGACACUGCUCUGCUGCCGAGCUUGCUGCCUUCAUCUUGAGCUGUAAGGCAGCCAUGGGUCCUGGAGGAUACACUGGACCCAUCACUACCACCGAGACCCUCGAUGUUUGGCAAAAGAAUGCCGCUAGUCUCUGCCCCACCGUGGACGUUGUUGGCUGCAACAUUCACCCAUUCUUCAACCCAGAGGUCGAUGCUGGCUCCGCUGGAGAGUUUACUGCAUCGCAACUCAAGAUUGUCGACGAAAUUUGCCCUGGCAAGUACGGAGUCAACCUCGAGACCGGAUGGCCAUCCAGCGGAUCCUGCAACGGAAAGGCCUGCCCAGGUGUCUCUGAGCAAGCUACUGCCAUCAAGGGUAUCUCCGCUGCCUGUGGUGGCAGGUCCGUCAUGUUCUCCUACGUCGAUGACCUCUGGAAGGCGCCGGGUGCGUUCAACUGCGAGCAGAGCUGGGGCUCUAUCCAUAACUUUGAGUAA